GAGAGAAAGCGCGAGCGCGAGCGCAGUGACUGGAGAGACAGAGCUGCGCGGCAGCCAUCUUACAGCUUUUCACCGUCCACCGAUCUACAUCUCCUGGAUUUUUAUUUAACGACGGCGAGGUGUACGAGGAGGAAGGGGGAGGAAGCGCCUCUUUUUCAGCUCCUUUUUGGUCAUUUGAAGCAAAACUGCGGGAUGAGGAACGGCAGGUCCAAGCCUCUGUGCUCAGCGGACGGACUCCUCCUGCUGCUGCUGCUCGGACUGUUAUGCGCGGCGGAGGCAGCCAAAGUCAACAAACAUAAGCCAUGGAUCGAGACAACGUAUCAUGGCAUCGUGACCGAAAACGAAGACAAAGUUCUGCUGGACCCUCCGCUGAUAGCGCUGGAUAAAGACGCCCCAUUGCGUUAUGCAGAAAGUUUUGAAGUGACCUUCACCAAAGAAGGGGAGAUUUGCGGCUUCCGUAUUCAUGGCCAGAAUGUUCCGUUCGAGGCGGUGAUGUUGGACAAGUCCACAGGCGAAGGAGUGAUCCGGGCCAAGGACAAGCUGGACUGUGAGCUUCAGAAAGAGCACACGUUCACCAUCCAGGCCUACGACUGCGGAGAGGGACCCGACGGAGCCAACAUGAAGAAAUCUCACAAGGCAACUGUCCAUAUCCAAGUAAAUGACAUGAAUGAGUACUCACCCGUGUUCAAAGAGAAGUCAUACAAGGCUACAGUCAUCGAGGGCAAAGCCUACGACAGCAUCCUGAAGGUGGAGGCAGUGGAUGCUGACUGUUCCUUCCAGUUCAGUCAGAUUUGCAGCUAUGAGAUCGUCACCCCUGAUGUGCCCUUCACCAUUGACAAGGACGGCAACAUCAAGAACACUGAAAAGCUGAACUACAGUAAGGAGCGUGCCUACAAGUUGACCGUGACCGCCUUCGACUGUGGGAAGAACCGUGCCUCAGAGGACGUCCUCGUCAAAAUCAACGUCAAACCGACCUGCAAACCCAGCUGGCAAGGCUUUAAUAAGAGAAUUGAGUACGAGCCCGGCACAGGAAGUCUGGCCCUAUUCCCUAGCAUUCGUUUGGAAACCUGUGAGGAGCCAAUCACCUCCAUCCAGGCCAGCAUCGAGCUGGAGACCAACCACAUCGGCAAGGGGUGCGACCGAGACACUUACUCUGAGAAAUCCCUGCACCGUCUGUGUGGUGCCAGUUCCGGCACUGUGGAGCUGCUGCCCUCUCCCAGCAGCGCUGCCAACUGGACCGCGGGCCUGCCCACUGACAACGGCCAUGACAGCGACCAGGUCUUUGAAUUCAAUGGCACUCAGGCUGUGAAGGUUCCUGACGGUGUGGUGAGCACAAGCCUGAAGGAACCCUUCACCAUCUCAGUGUGGAUGAGGCACGGACCCGGUGGCCGGGAGAAAGAAACCAUCCUCUGCAACUCCGAUAAGACGGAGAUGAACAGACAUCACUACUCCCUGUAUGUGCACAACUGCCGUCUGGUGCUGCUCCUGCGCCAGGAUCCGAGCGAGGCAGAGAACUACAAACCGGCAGAGUUCCACUGGAAACUCGACCAAGUCUGUGAUAAAGAAUGGCAUCACUAUGUGCUGAACAUCGAGUUCCCUGCAGUGUCUCUGUUUGUGGAUGGAGCUUCCUUCGAGCCCUUCCUGGUCACAGAGGAUUACCCUCUCCACGCCUCCAAGAUUGAAACUCAGCUCACUAUUGGCGCCUGCUGGCAAGACCUCUCAGGACAUGACAAUGACACAGAGACAGGCUCAGAGCCUUUGACAGGCGGCAGCGCCCACAUGAGCCAGUACUUCCGGGGUAAUUUGGCCGGCCUCAUGAUCCGCUCUGGGAAGCUGGAGAAUAAGAAGGUGAUCGACUGCCUGUACACGUGUAAGGAAGGUCUGGAUGUGCAGCUCCCAGAGGAAGUAGCUUCUGCCGUGAAGGUGGACUUUAACCCCAAUCAGUCUUCUCUCACUCUGGAGGGAGAUGAUAUCGAGAGCUUCGAGAAGGUCAUGCAGCACAUCUCCUACCUGAACUCCAGGCAGUUCCCCACACCAGGAAUACGCCACCUGCGUGUCACCACCACCGUCAAGUGCUUUAACGAGGAGACGUGCAUCUCUGUGCCUGACGCAGAGGGCUAUGUGAUGGUCCUUCAGCCAGAGGAACCAAAGAUCAGUCUGAGCGGAAUCGAUCACUUUGCACGCGGAGCGGCAGAAUUCGAGAGCACCGAGGGUGUGACGCUGUUCCCUGAACUGCGUGUCGUCAGCACCAUCACACGUGAGGUGGAGGCUGAGGUCGAGGGAGAAGAUGAGCCCACGGUGCAAGAGUCCGUGGUUUCUGAGGAGAUCAUGCAUAACCUGGACACGUGUGAAGUGAGUGUAGUUGGCGAAGAUCUGGAUGGAAAUCACGAGAGUCUGGAGGUGGAUUUGGCGCAGGUUCAGCAGCGAGGCCUGGAGAUUAGCUCCUCCAACAUGGGCAUGGUCAUCAUUGGUGUAAACACCAUGGCCAACUACGAGCAGGUCCUGCACCUUAUCCGUUACAGGAACUGGCACCCAGAGGCUCUGUUUGAUAGGAAGUUCAAGCUGGUCUGCUCAGAGCUCAAUGGCCGGUACAUCAGCAAUGACUUCAAGGUCGAGGUCAAUGUGAUUCACACAGCUAACCCAGUUGAGCAUGCUAAUAAUGCAAUGUAUCAGCCUCAGUUCAUCAACCAAGUCAAGCACGCCUCAGUGGACCUGUCUGGACACAACCUGGCCAACACGCAUCAAGCUUCAGUUGUCCCCAGUGCUGCCACAAUCGUCAUCGUGGUGUGUGUAAGCUUCCUGGUGUUUAUGAUAAUUCUCGGAGUGUUCAGGAUCCGCGCCGCUCACCAGCGCACCAUGAGAGACCAGGAGAACGGCAAAGAGAACGAGAUGGACUGGGAUGACUCUGCCCUCACCAUCACAGUCAAUCCUAUGGAGACUUACGAGGAUCAGCACAGCAGCGAAGAGGAGGAGGAGGAGGAAGAGGAGAGCGAGGACGGCGAGGAGGAAGACGACAUCACCAGCGCGGAGUCGGAGAGCAGCGAGGACGAGGAGGGGGCGGAGCCAGAGGACCAGCAGGGCACCAGCCGACAGCAGCAGCUGGAGUGGGAUGACUCCACUCUGACCUACUGACGCUGCCGAGCACACACACCAUUCAGAUAACAUACACACAUACACACAAACACACACUCCACCCACUUGCCCACUCACUCACUGUCUCACCUCUCCACCAGUGGGGAGUCCCAGUUUUCCUUGCCAGAUUCCCCACCUACAGAGCCAUGAGUAAAAAGUCCUUGAAGCAAAAUCCAUAUAUGUAUAUAUAUAUACCUAUAAAUACAUAUUUAUCUAGUGUCUGUGGUGACGGAUGUUGCGGAAUCAGCUUAAUUUCCACUGGCCAAGGCUUCCCUGGUGUCAGCUUAGUGGUGAUGUUCAGUGUAGUAUAAUUAUCACAUAAUAGCUGAAUGCUAGUUAAGUUUUUAAUUUAUUUCUUUAUUAUUAUUAUUAUUAUAUAUAUAUAUAUAUAUUUUUUAUUUCUGGGAUACCUGGCCUAGAUCUUAUUUUUUUUUUUCUUAGCUCUGUAACAAUAUAGCCUUGUAUUCCCUCGUUUUACAUGUUAUGUCAUUUAAAACCGAGAAUGACCUUUUACGUAUAUUGCACACACAAUUUUUGGAAUUCGUUUGCUCCAGAACUUUAAAAAAAGAAAACGUUUUUUGCCUCUUUUGCUUUUGAUAAUGCUUCUUGCUCUUCUUGGUCCUUGUUUGUUUCUCCUCUUUAUAGUGCAUGAAAAUUUGCAAAGUCAUGCGUGUAGAAGAACCUUGCUUUUUGAUAUUUUGUAAAUAUGAUGAAAACCAUGGUGUCCAGUAUCUAAAGCGUUGCAGUACCUGCUGUAGAAUACGUAUUUUGUGUUACAGAGGCUCUGGCAUGUUUCGGGAAAACUUCGGCAAAGCUCUUCCAUCGUGCUUGUGCGCUUUAGAGAGAGAAACCCAUGACAGAGGCUGAGGUUUCUGUGUUUUUGCUUAUUUUGUUUCGUAUUUCGGAGGUGGGUGAUGGUUUCCUUUCUUUUUAAUUUUUUUUUUUUUUUUUAAUUUAACAGAGUGGACGGGUGUGAAAUUGGCUCAUCUAGGUUUGCACAGGUGCAAAUGCUACAACUUGAGGCAUUGUUGUUUUUAAUUUCUGUGAAGUCCUCUAUUGGACAGAGGUUUAUACUUUGGACCCCUCUGAAAAAUCACGUUCAGGUGAUGAUUAUACGUUAUGUUUAAAUGGUACUGUAUGUUGUACAGUUUAGACACUCUACAUUUAAGCCAUCUUGGAGUGGUAGUGGUACUUUUUAUUUUUCCUGUAACGUUGUCUACUCUGUCAUAACCGCUUCUGAUCAAGCCAGUCUGAUGUAACUUGGAUAAAACGGAGCCUCUGGAGUUCGGUGAUGGUUUAGGCGUAAUGACAUCUGUGCAGUGCCCUGAUGGAUGAAAAUACUCUGAUCCUCCUUUACUCCAUUCACUUGCUGUAAUGUUUUUAUUUGGGGAUAUUUAUUCUUUGCUGUAUAAUUCUGCUUGACUUACUCGGUGUGGUUCACUCGCUGCUCGGUCAUUCCAGUCUCCGAAAAUAUUUUAUUGGGAUAUCCGUUUACACGAAUGCUUGAGGAAUUGCGUUCUGAAGUAAUCAUUGACGCUUAAAUUGAAGCAGUUAAGAAUUAUUGUACGUGGAGGUGUGUUCUGGUAAACUCUACAGGCUCGUCUGCAGGUCAUUCGUCCGUUUUAUUCCUCUAAAAGCAGCGGUCUGUUGCCUUUCUGCGUCUGUGAAAAGGUCAGGUUCUGUGGAUAAAAAGCUUUGGAAAGGAAUGUUAAAUAUUUGAGCUAAGGAGAAGGUUAAUGCGUAGAGAGGACGAAGUGUUACUCUAUUUAGACUGUAGUUUUCCUUGUUUUCUGUUUAAAUCUGCUAGAAUCCAAAAGUUUUCUUAUGUUUCUGUAUGUUACUACUGCCGUCAGAGUCCAGUUUAGUUUCUGUUUUUUAUGACUGGCCGGUAAGGACAGGUGUAAAGAUCGCUUCAGAGUGCUUCGGAGUGUCCGAUAAUCUUCCUUUUAAUUGGAAACCUUGUUCGUUUCCCCUAUCACAAUCUGGUAACUGGUUCCCCCUCCGAAAAAGGCUCGGACUCGGACCUGGGCUGCAGUCCACGAUUUAUUUAGUGGAGUUGGGAGUGCCUUUCGCCCAUCACUGCACAUGAACAUCACUAACACAUCCCUCGUCCACACCAUCCUAACCGGUGGCCAUGUUCAUCGUUUGUAAUUACAUUAGGAUUGUACAGCUAUAGCAAAGUGAUUUCUGUUGUAAUUGGGGUCAACAGCUAGUUUUUAUCAGCUAUGAUUGUUUUAAUUGUUCUGCAUAUAGGUGUCCUGUGUUCAUGUCGAUGUGUAGCCAACGUAGGUCCAUAUUGUAUCAUGAAUAAAUAUUGUACUAAAUCAUGUUUGAGGAAAUCCACCUCUAAAGAGAUGUAUAUAAUUGAAAUUCUUUAAGCAGUGUAUGUGGGUAUGAAAUUAACAAUGUGUGAAUAGUGAAAGCUCAUUUUGAAGUAUAUUGCCUGAUUUCCUACCCAAGACACAAGGCAGCAUGAAAAUCACAAAGAACCGGUCAAAUACCCCACCCUCUGCACAGAUUUCUUGCACAAAUUAUGUCACGAUCUGCCAGAAUAUUUUUUUUUCCCUUUCUUUUAUAUAUAUAUAAUACAACCACUUAUCUCUGUUUAUUUGUUUAAACACUGGAUGAAAGCAGACCAUUCCAUGUGUGAAUUAAUGGAAAUGAUGGGGGGGGAAUGACUGUUAGGGUCAGUCUUUCCAGCAGAAAUAUGAUUCUACACGUCAGACAGAGCACUAUGAUUUUUCUUUGUCAUUCUCUGCUCGUGAAUAAAUUGACAUUCUUCUCCAUGUAAUUAAACAUCCACGUCAAGCCUAUAAGAAAGAAAUGUCUGCGAGAGUUGGAGUGUUGAUCUCAUGCACUGUGGCUUUGGAGUGUCAGAAAGUCAUAUGAAAACUAUAGGCCUACUACUGAAUCACACCUUACAAAUGGCAUUGUCUACUAUUCGAUUCCUUUUUUUUUUUUCCUUUGCUUUUAAACGGAAGGUGAGGAAAGUUGAGAAAUGUUGGAUGCUGCCUUCAUGCUCAUUCACUUUUCUACAUUCAGUGGCAACUUUUGGUGAAGUUGGUGCUUGCUCAUGAACAAAAUAAAGGAUGAUGAGAUGGAAUUAA
Molecule: messenger RNA, 6239 nt
Organism: Hemibagrus wyckioides
Lineage: Eukaryota; Metazoa; Chordata; Actinopteri; Siluriformes; Bagridae
Gene: clstn1
Product: calsyntenin 1
Exons: 19
Coding region: 193-3132 (979 amino acids)
Biological process (GO): positive regulation of synapse assembly; homophilic cell-cell adhesion; positive regulation of synaptic transmission
Cellular component (GO): cell surface; postsynaptic membrane
Molecular function (GO): X11-like protein binding; amyloid-beta binding; kinesin binding
Source: RefSeq, a predicted model, not a curated record